GUCGAGUCAUCGCCGGGCCGAGCUCGCCACCUCGUUCUUCCAUCCCUCCCCCCGCCCCGGUGCGGGGGGUCGACCAGCCAAGUGAGGCGGGAGGCGACUCGGACCCUCCUUCUCGUUCUUUUGAGCCGGCGGAGGCCCCGGCUGCAGCGCUGGGGCCUGGGGUCCUUGGGGCCCACGAGGCCCAGUCUUCGCGGCCGGGGCCUACCUCCGCCCGCCGCCGGCCUCAUGAGGCAUAGCCUGACCAAGCUGCUGGCAGCCUCCGGCGGCGACUCCCCCACCCGCAGCGAGAGCCCCGACUUUCUGUCCGGGCUGGAACUGGCGGAUCUCCUGGACCCCCGGCAACCGGACUGGCACCUGGAGCCCGGGCUCAGUUCGCCCGGGCCUCUCUCCUCGUCCGGCGGAGGUUCGGACAGCGGCGGCCUGUGGCGAGGGGACGACGACGACGAGGCCGCGGCUGCUGAGAUGCAGCGCUUUUCUGACCUGCUACAAAGGCUGCUGAACGGCAUCGGGGGCUGCAGCAGCGGCAGUGACAGUGGCAGCGGCGAAAAGAGGCGGAGAAAGUCCUCGGGAGGCGGCGGCGGAGGCGGCAGCGGCAACGACAACAACCAGGCGGCGACAAAGAGCCCCCGGAAGGCGGCGGCGGCCGCUGCCCGCCUUAAUCGGCUGAAGAAGAAGGAGUACGUGAUGGGGCUGGAGAGUCGAGUCCGGGGACUGGCAGCCGAGAACCAGGAGCUGCGGGCCGAGAAUCGGGAGCUGGGCAAGCGCGUGCAGGCACUGCAGGAGGAGAGUCGCUACCUACGGGCCGUCUUGGCCAACGAGACUGGACUGGCUCGCUUGCUGAGCCGGCUGAGCGGCGUGGGACUGCGGCUGACCACCUCGCUCUUCAGAGACUCGCCCGCCGGCGACCACGACUACGCCCUGCCGGUGGGCAAGCAGCAGCAGGACCUGCUGGAAGAGGACGACUCGGCGGGAGGAGUGUGUCUCCAUGUGGACAAGGAUAAGGUGUCGGUGGAGUUCUGCUCGGCGUGCGCCCGGAAGGCGUCGUCUUCUCUUAAAAUGUAGGGUCAAGUAAUCUGCUCUUUAUCCGCGUUUACCCCUUUCAACUCCCUUACACCAUGUAAAACACCUUAGUGGGACAUCUUCACUGGACACAUUUCAGAGGAGGAAAAAAGUAAUAUUGAAUCUUUAAGUGUUUAGCUAAAAGCAUGAAUGUGACACAGUAACCAACUCCUAAUGAUAACAUGUGACUAUUAAAUCUCUCUGACAGUUUCUUUUUUAGGUGAUUUCCUUCCUGCCAGGCUCCGUUGUAGGGGUUACAGAACAGUCGUUCCCGCCUCACAACCUGUGGAUACAGCUGUUGGGGCAGAAGAGACGGGACCAGCUGCUGGCCACAUUUCCUGCUUUAUUUUAAAAGGUAGUAUAAGAAAUGAGGAAAAAGAGGUAAUAUCAGGGCUUCUGCUGUCUUUUAUUUUUAAAAUGUUUAUAAUUAAAAAGUAUUUUCCAGCAGUCCAAAGAUGUAAGUUAUCUUACACGUAAAAUGUUUUAUUUUGUUGUUAUUUGGUUAUGAAAAUGGAAUCCUUGUUCUUGCACAACUGUAAAUGUUUUGUUGCUAGAUAAUACAAUUUGAGACCUAAAUUGGUCUCUGGUUUCUAGUGCAUCACAGCAUAUUUUGUAAAAUCAUCUACUACUGCACUUGAGCAUGAAUGAGUAGUAGCCAAACUCAACUUGGAGUGAUGAACCUGCUUAUACCUAAGGGCAGGAGCAAGCCCCUCACAAUGCAGCUGCAUGGAUUUUUAGUGCCUACUGAAUUAUAUAUAUAUAUAAUAUAAACCAAAAUUAGUUGGAAAGAUUAUUUGAAAUGACUAAUUUGUGCUAUCUUUAUGAAAUAUGUUAAAUGUAGCUUUUUGAAACAGAAGCCUUGAAUUGAAAUUUAACUAAUACUUGAACAUUUUGUAUAUACUUCUUUGUAUAUAAUUUUGUGCAGUACCAAUGACAAAAAUAUGGUGUCGUAAUAAAACCAGGUUUGUUGAUCUUUCAGUUAUGGGCUCAAAGAAUUUAUUCAUCUCUAACAUGACAUUGGAAAAUAAUGGAUGAAAGUAGGAAAAAUGAUUGUUGUUAAUGCUGACUGUGGGUCUUAAUCAAAAGGUUCUGGAAGCAGUAAGUUCAUUUUUCUAAAAAUUAUACCAUUCCCUUGGAAUAUUUUCUUCCUUAACAUCAAUGAUUUUCCUGCAUUUAAAGUUUGGAGCUGAGGAGAAACAGUAGUCAAAGCUUUCAGAAUUGGGAUGUCUUGAAAUUCUGAGUGUAGAUUUUUAGAAUGUCAUUUUAUAAAUGGCAGAUUUUGGGAUUACUUGAUCAAGAACUUUUGAAAACGGAAAGAUUAGUAUGGCCUAUUUUAAAAGCUGCUUUGUUAGGUUUCUUAUGUUUUAUUAACUGUCUUUUCAUAGUUUCCAUUUCAUUAUUUUUUUUCCAGUUUUGGUGACUUAGUGAUUUUUGUCAUUUUUUUACAUCAACUUCAUGGUCUUGUUUUUACAUGACAAUUGCAUGUAUUUAGGACCUAUCUAACAGGGGCUUUAAAUAAAUUUGGUCAUAUUUAUGUGUAAGUACAUUUUACUGUAAAUGUUUGAGUUUCUGAAUUUAAGCAGAUCUGUUUAUUUCAGUAUGUAGUAAACAAUAUCUUAAAAGUGUCCGUUUCACUACUUGUUAAUUAAAAAGUUAUGAUUAAUAUGAAACUGUUGUCUUACUAUUUUUAGAAAAUUGUGUUCUGGAUGAUUAGUAUUUGGGUAAAGGAGAUUUCUGGAAUAUAAAAUGAAUUGUUUUUAAAUGUUCAGGUUUGCCUCUAUUUACUGUAAUGGUUGAAAACUAGUAUUUGGGAGACCCUUUUUUCCCCUAAUUGUGCCUCUGGGAAAAUGAUACACAACUAGACUAAAGCUGUAGCUUUUUAAUAUUUGUCUUCUGAUGGUGGCAGGAAUUCAUACAUUAAUUGAACUAACACAUCAUAUUGACCUAUUUCUGUCAUAUUGACUUACUGUUUCUGCACUUCCUUGACCAGACUUAUCUAAAAAGUCCACCUUUGUUAAAAUAUAGUCACACCUCUGAUAUAAUCCAACAAAAAGUGUUCAAAAUAUUUUAAAUAUUUGUGCAUUUUACAAUCACUAAAUUAAUUUCUCUCUCUUCUCUUUAAACAGCUUAGCAGUGUCUGCAAAAACGAAUCUUUUCCUACAACCUGUUAACUGACUGGACUGAUGGUAACAAAGUAAUUGUGGGAGCCAUGUCGGUCAAAAAUUUGGCAUCUGCUGAAAAAAAUGAAUGCCAUUUUCAAGUUCCCAAAUUACUUCUGUACUGAUUUCACUUUCCAGAAAUGGAGAUAUGAAAAGAUUCUUUGGAAUCCUUGAAAGACUUAAUAGAAGUACAUGAGACUAAGUUAAUCUUGGAACAAAAUUAUACUUUUUUUUUGUCUUUCAUGGAAGUGAUACUCAGUUCUUUGCAUACCUUUCAAAAAUUGUAACCAUUGGAGAAGAGAAUUAUAGUAUUUCAUCAAGAAAUAUUAGAGUUUUUAUAUAUAAUCAAGAGCUUAUUCUAUGGAAUUACAUUUAGUGGACUAGAAUUACAUAAACAGGCCAUCAGUGAUCACAAAGCAAUCACAAGUUUGUAUUUAUUUCCUGGAUCUUGAGAGCUAAUUUGGAGUACAGACAGAUACCUUGCUGAGUAGUAUAUAAAAGUUAAUGUAAAGUCCUCAACUAUAAAGAAUAGUUUUUUAAAUAGAUGGAUUAAUUUGUCUGUAUGUCUUUGAAAAAGUUGAUUAUUAUUAAAUGUGUGGGUAGUUAAUUGCAACUUAGGUAACACCAGGAUGUGUGGAUUCUGAGGUUUUGACUUCUUGAGCCUUUUCUGAGUCCAUCUCAAUGUUUUUUGAAUAUUUUGAGGUUUCUGAUGAAUGGUAUACUAAUUUUUACUGUUUUAUAUUAAAAUUUCUCUAGUGUUAUAUAAGGGCUGUAGUAUUUUGGAUGAUGGGAGUGGCUUUUUUGUGGUAUUUGGUUGUUUUACUUAAUUGAAAUAUUUUUCCAGUUUAUUACAAAGUGAAAAAACACUGAAAA
Messenger RNA from Carlito syrichta (Philippine tarsier), 4091 nucleotides. RefSeq names its product CREB/ATF bZIP transcription factor (gene CREBZF). The record is from RefSeq and is a predicted model, not a curated record. NCBI's taxonomy places the organism in Eukaryota, Metazoa, Chordata, Mammalia, Primates, Tarsiidae. Gene Ontology annotation, biological process: regulation of transcription by RNA polymerase II. Gene Ontology annotation, molecular function: DNA-binding transcription factor activity; transcription cis-regulatory region binding. Bases 226 to 1062 code for a protein of 278 amino acids. The transcript is spliced from 3 exons. Gene Ontology annotation, cellular component: nucleus.